AUGGCGUCUGUACUUCUCAAACUUUCCAUCUUCUUCAUUCUCGCUGUCGCUGCUAUCGCGCAGUGUCCUGCCCCUCAACUCCCAGUCGUUGACCUGGGCUACGAACUGCAUCGGGCCUUUUCCCUUAAUGCAUCCACCGGACUGUACAACUUCACCAACAUCCGCUACGCCGCUCCCCCACUGGGCAACCUGAGAUUCAGAGCCCCGGUCCCCCCCGCCGCCGAGAACCGCUCACUGAUCCAGACUGGGGCGCGUGGUCGCGUGUGUCCCCAGGCCAAACCACUCUGGGAGACCAUUGCCCCGGGAUUCCUGUCGAACUAUCUCACUGGUCAGCCCUUUGAUCCGUCACUCGAUGUUCCAACUCUCAAUAUCUCGCUUAAUAUGAAGUUACCCGGCUUGGACCCGCGCAUCACGGAGGACUGUCUCUUUCUGGACGUUGUAGUGCCAAAGAAGGUCUUCGACAGGACUCAGAAUAAGAAUGCGACGUCCAAGAGGGGACUCACACUCGCGCCUGUUCUGGUGUGGCUCUACGGUGGAGGGUACUCAAAUGGCGACAAGAGUGGCGUCUCUCCGGCCGGUUUGAUCGGGCGUGACCAGCAGUCUGGACGUGAUGGGUUUGUCUUCGUCGCCAUCAAUUAUCGCGUUGGCGCUUUCGGUUGGCUCGCAGGCGACGGUGUUGGCAGGGAUGGCACAAUCAACGCCGGGCUGCACGAUCAACGCCUAGCUCUCGAAUGGGUCCAAACUAACAUCCACCUCUUCGGCGGCGAUCCCACCCGCGUCACCGUCAUGGGCAUCUCCGCAGGAUCCGGCUCCCUCAUCCACCAGAUCACCGCAUACGGCGGCAGAAAGGGCCCCGCCCCCUUCAAGCAAGCCAUCCUGCAAAGCCCCGGCUGGCAGCCCAAGCUCUCGCGCGCCGACCAGCAGAACGCAUACCGGGAAUUCCUCCACAUGCUGAGCGUCAAAACCCUCGACCAAGCGCGCAACAAGUCUUCCGCGGCUCUAAUCCGAGCCAACGUCCUCCAGAUCGCCGCCUCCCCUUACGGCACGUUCACCUACGGACCGACCAUCGAUGGAGACUUCGUGCCCAGGCUCCCAGGCCAGCUCCUAGCAGGCGGACAAUUCGACCACGAACUCAACAUCAUGACCUCGCACACCGCGAACGAAGGCCUCAUGUUCACCGCGCCCUACAACUUCUACCCCGACGGCCUCACCCGCCUCCUGCGCACAAGCCUCCCAGGCAUCCUGGACAGGGUCAUCGAUUUUGCAAUCAACACCGUGUACCCCGCUGUAUUCGACGGCGCAAACCCCUACAAGGACGCCAUCCAGCGUGCGGCUCUAGCCGUCGGUGACGUCGUCUUCCAGUGCAACACGAACUGGGUCAGCCGCGCGUAUGGAAACCGCACCUACGCUUACUUGUUUGAUAUCGCUCCUGCGCUGCACUCGUCGGACACUCUGUACACGUUCUACCCCGAGCAGGGUAAUUCUGUCUCAGAGGGCAAGAUUGCUAAUGUCUCUGUUGCGUUCGCGAUCCAGGAUUACAUCACUUCGUUUGUGCAUGACGGUAAACCGCAUUCGUCAAUUGGGCCUGUCUUCGAGGAGUAUGGUUCCGAGGGGCAUAUCAUGGACCUGAAGGUGAAGGAUAUUACGGUUGUGAGGGAUCCGACUCAGAAUGAGAGGUGUGAGUUUUGGCAGCCUGCGCCGUUCUAUGGGGGUGCUUAG
This is a messenger RNA of Aspergillus campestris IBT 28561, 1719 nucleotides long. RefSeq names its product carboxylesterase family protein. Lineage: Eukaryota; Fungi; Ascomycota; Eurotiomycetes; Eurotiales; Aspergillaceae. The record is from RefSeq and is a predicted model, not a curated record. The transcript has 4 exons. Bases 1 to 1719 code for a protein of 572 amino acids.